Molecule: messenger RNA, 750 nt
Organism: Camarhynchus parvulus
Lineage: Eukaryota; Metazoa; Chordata; Aves; Passeriformes; Thraupidae
Product: erythroblast NAD(P)(+)--arginine ADP-ribosyltransferase-like
Exons: 1
Coding region: 1-750 (249 amino acids)
Molecular function (GO): NAD+-protein-arginine ADP-ribosyltransferase activity; NAD+ poly-ADP-ribosyltransferase activity
Source: RefSeq, a predicted model, not a curated record
AUGGCCCUCCUGGCUCGCACCCUGGCACUGCUGGCAAUGACCGUGUCCACUGUGGCCAUCAAGGUGGUGCCCCUGGACAUGGCAUGGGAUUCCUUCGAUGACCAGUACCAGGGCUGUGGCCCUGCCAUGAAUGCAAAGUUGCCAUCCCUCUACAACUCUGAGUACCAGAAAAAUCCUCAUUUUGCCAGGGGCUGGUAUCAUGCUGAUGCUGAGUGGCGCAAGCGGGGCUCUCCUGUGUCCCCUCUGGCGUCCCAUUGGCAGGUCAUUGCUCUCAUGACCUACACCUCGCAGCACGUGUACAGGGACUUCAACGUGGCCGUGCGCACGGCUGGGCGCUCCCGCCAGGAAUACCGGAACAACUUCCACUUCAAAACACUGCAUUUCCUUCUGACCCAGGCCCUGGUGACACUGAGGCACGCUCAGAACGCAAAGUGUCACCGUGUGUUCCGGGGCGUGCGUGGCGUUCAUUUUCAGGCACGGCGUGGCCAGAGGGUCCGGUUUGGUCAAUUCACAUCGACGUCGCCGCGUAAAGAGAUUGCUCUGCGAUUUGGGGCAGACACAAUUUUCGAGGUGCACACGUGCCAUGGUGUGGACAUCCGGCAGUUUUCUAUGUAUCCAACGGAAGAAGAAGUGUUGAUCCCACCCUUCGAGACCUUCAAGGUCAGCAAAGUCACCCGGGAUGGGAAGAGGACAUGGAUCAGUCUCCGAUCUGCUGGGACCUUCAGCAAAUACAACUGUGCAUGGCACUGA